Molecule: messenger RNA, 1635 nt
Organism: Scomber japonicus (chub mackerel)
Lineage: Eukaryota; Metazoa; Chordata; Actinopteri; Scombriformes; Scombridae
Product: transmembrane protein 266-like
Exons: 9
Cellular component (GO): plasma membrane
Molecular function (GO): voltage-gated channel activity
Source: RefSeq, a predicted model, not a curated record
ACUAGGGAAGUGGAGCAGGCCGGUCUGUCAGACUUGGAGAUCAUCUCCCAGCCGGUGGAGGAUGAGAACCAGUGCUUGGCUCCUCCAGUCCAGCUGGUGAGUUUUGGCUACAGAGAUCUGCCCCUUGCAGCCCUGGACCUCUCGCUGGCUGGCUCGCAGCUCCUCUCCAAUGCAGAUGAAGAUGAAAACAGGGAAGGGUCCAACUGGCUUAAGCCAUGCUGUGGCCGUCGAGUGGCCCUGUGGCAGGUCUGUCUGCUCAGUGCUGGCUUCAACUGUAUCCUGGUGGCCUGUGUCAUCCUGGUGGUGCUUUUCCUGUCUUUGGAGCUACUCAUAGACACCAAACUCCUACAAUUUUCCAAUGCUUUCCAAUUUGCCAGCAUUAUCCACUGGAUCAGCCUUAUCAUCCUGUCACUCUUCUUUUCAGAGACUGUCUUCAGAAUUGUAGUGCUUGGUAUCUGGGACUACAUAGAGAACAAAGUGGAGGUGUUUGAUGGUGCCGUCAUCGUGCUGUCCCUGGCCCCCAUGGUGGCCUCCACGGUGGCCAACGGGCCCAGCAGCCCCUGGGAUGCCAUCAGCCUCAUCAUCACCCUACGAAUCUGGAGGGUCAAGAGGAUUAUUGAUGCUUAUGUGCUACAAGUCAAAGUUGAAAUGGAGCUGGAAAUACAGCAGUGUGAGAAGACCAAGGCUGUGAGAGAGGAGCAGCUGGAACGUCUCACUCAGAUCUGCCAGGAACAGGCUUUUGAGAUCAGGCAGCUCAGGGCCCAUCUGGCUCAGCAGGACCUGGACCUUGCAGCGGAGCGUGAAGCAGCCAUGCAGAUCCACCAUGUAUGGGGCAAACAGGGCAGGAGUUUUCAAGUUGUAGAAGGCUUGACUCCCGGGGAGUCUGAUGAUGAGGGCAACCAGAGGAACCCCAGGGAACCCCAUGCUACUGCAGAUCCAGUUGUACGUGAUGACAUGAACAACUACAUCAGUCAGUACUAUAGUGAAGCAAGUAGUGCUGGGGCAUCUGGCAUAGGUGCUCGGGUCAUCACCACAGCAGCAAUUGACGUUCACCUCCCCACUAAUCCAAAUCCCAUCCAGUCAAACUCAAUGCUCGCUAUGGAGCGAGUGGGCAGCGCCAUAAGUGACGCCUCCACCAGCAUAUCACGGUCCAGUGGAAGCCUGACAGCCCGCCCCCAAAGCCUGAGUAGCCAUACCCCGGGUUCAUCAAUGACAGACUGCAGCAGCAGCACAGCCCGGGACCCCAGUCUGAGCUACAGCUCCCAUCGCUGCUGCCCUCCUUCUUUCUCAGGCCAGGACCCCUGCAGGGACCCCAGCAUUGUUGUACAGGAGCUACUCUCCUCCCUCUCUGAGGACUCCUGUCUUGCUCAAAAGGGCCUGGCAGUGGACCCUGUCAACCUUAAGCUUCCCAGUCCUACUGGCUCAGAAAAAGCCAGCCCUGAGCUGGACCACAGAAUAAACAUCUUCAACCGCAGGAACCAAGAGGAGAGACGAGGCCGUGGAAGAGGUUGUGUGCUGUUACAGACCAAGCCACUAAUCCACCUGCAGGGCAGCACCACUGAGCCCUCCCUGGAGGAAAAGUACCGGCUCCUGGGACCAGCUGACACACCCCUGGGCCACAUGCCUGACACAUAA